GAAAGCAACAUGUCUGUCACGUCCGUGCAAAGCACUACCGAAAAUCUCUCACGUCAUGGGAGCAACAUCUCGUUAUCCUGCCAUAGUCUCAGCGGUAGCGUCGACGAAUCUCUGGGCUCGCAUCCCCAGUACCAGGACACCAUCCUCACGAUCGAGGAACUCCGGGCUCAGCUCAACUCCUGCUUUACUUGCGGUGUGUCGUGGAGCGAGGAGCACGUGUCCUUGGAUUGCAGCGAGUGUGGCGGCUAUUCGCUGACCCGACCCUGUCCCCUGUGCGAUGGGCGCUGUCAUACCGUCUGGAAGCGCGACCUCACCAUGUCGCACGCGAGCGGCAAGGCCAGAUGGAAUGGCGAGUGCGGCUUGAGCUGCGGGCCGACGCUCGACGAGUCGCUCGUGCCGGCCCUGGAGAAGCUUAGAGCCACCUCGUGAGCCAGUCCCGAGGCCGAUCAGCCCGGACUGCCAGCCGCGACAGCGAGGACAGCAACAGCAGCAUCGGCAAGAGCUAAGAACGGCAACGACAAUGGCAACCGCAAAACCGUGCACAAGACUUAAUACCAUCGCCAAGCCAUUGGUAUACGCCUACCCAUGCACGCGCACCUCUACAUCAACGUGUCUGUGCAAUGUUUAUGUAUGCGAAGUGUGCCUAUGAGUGUGUUGGCGCAUCGCAGUCGCCGUAUAUGCUUGAGCUCGGGCGAGCGAGGG
Messenger RNA from Ceratosolen solmsi marchali, 702 nucleotides. RefSeq names its product protein pinocchio (gene Pino). Lineage: Eukaryota; Metazoa; Arthropoda; Insecta; Hymenoptera; Agaonidae. The transcript has 4 exons. Bases 10 to 429 code for a protein of 139 amino acids. The record is from RefSeq and is a predicted model, not a curated record.